UUGGGGUUCGAGGUCGUGUGUGUGUGUGUGUGUGUAUGUGUGUGUGUGUGUGUGUGUGUGUGUGUGUGUGUGUGUGUGUGUGCAGAAAACACGUGAGAUCACAUGUAGCAGGAACACAUGUGUGGACAGAGUGGGGCGAGCUGCAGGGUGUCAGGAGAGACAGAGGAGUGCAGACGUCCCAGUAGAGUGAUGCAACAUCUGCCAGAGUUUACCAAUGGUCCCAUGGAGGAGCAGGAGAGAAGAGGAAGAUGACGAAGAAGAGACAGACACACGGAGGCUGCAGCUCUGAUCACAGCUGGAUCUUACCUGAGAGACGCCUCCGCAGAGCAGGAGCUGUCACAGUCACAGCGAAUGUGAUCAUGGAGGCUCAGGGCACAGUGGAGAAAUGUGCACGUGGCAGGUCCUCGUCCAAUCACAGGCCGGGGCUGCCACCACCCCCCUACUGCCGGGAUUGCUGUCCAUCCUGCGUAAGCUAAAGAGCACACCGGACCAGGAGGUGAGGAUACUGCUGCUGGGGCUGGACAACGGAGGGAAGACCACCCUGCUCAAACAGCUGGCGUCCGAGGACAUCAGCCACAUCACCCCCACACAGGGAUUCAACAUCAAGAGCGUCCAGUCUCAGGGUUUCAAACUGAAUGUCUGGGACAUUGGAGGCCAGAGGAAGAUCCGGCCGUACUGGAGAAACUACUUUGAAAACACUGAUGUGUUGAUCUAUGUCAUCGACAGCGCAGACAGGAAGAGGUUCGAGGAAACCGGUCAGGAGCUGGCUGAGUUGCUGGAUGAAGAGAAGUUGAGCGGAGUUCCUGUUCUCAUCUUUGCAAACAAACAGGAUCUGCUGACCGCCGCCCCGGCCUCUGAGAUCGCAGAGGGUCUCAACCUGCACACCAUCCGCGACCGCAUGUGGCAGAUCCAGUCCUGCUCCGCCCUCACCGGGGAGGGGGUUCAGGAGGGGAUGAACUGGGUCUGCAAGAGCGUCAACUCCAAGAAAAAGUAGCUUCUAGUCUUCUGCUCCUCAGGAGGAAACGACAGCAGCAGCACACACAGACACACACAGACACACACACACACCCUCCUGAGCCUUAGUACGAUGGGAUAUACCUGUGAAUGUAAACACACUACUAAUCCAACAUGGACUUGGAGUUUUACCCCCUGGAUUCCUCUACCACUGUUUUGACCCAUCCCAGCACAUCAUGCUAUAUUGGUCUCUAGAAAGAGGAGAGGUGGUGGUGGUGGUGGUGGUGGGGCUGCCGGAGCGGCCCAUGUCAGGAAAUCCACCCCCUCGGCUCCUCCGCCCGCAGUCCACCUACGUCACCACCAGUGUCCCAGCCAAUCCCAGGCACCGUCCGCAGCCCGUCACAACCUCAAACAUUCCCGUUAAACCGCUCUUUCAUUGGAAUUCCAGCUUCUUCUCUUAACUGUUUCGCCCGCUGUCCUGGAAACCAGCUCAACCCCCCCACACACCUCCACCCUCCAAUCCCCAUCUCUUUUUCUGUCUCAUUCCGUCAGUUUUCUUUUCUUUUUAUCAUUCCACAUCGGCUGUAAGCGCGUUUCCUGCUCUGUUUGAAGUGAGGUAUAUUUUUGUAACUGUUUUAUUUAUGGUGAAGUAGCCGUAGAGUGCUUUGAAAACAACAACCAGUUUGUGUGCGUGUGAUUUUAAGGAAGUUUGAGAAAACAGUUUCAACUCUCCCCGAUAAAGAAUAUUACUGUACAUGUUAAUAUGUAUAAAAAAAAAAGAUUAUGAGGAACUACAUUUUUUUGGGGAUCAAAUGUAAAUAGCUCAGCCCUGUGUUCAUGUGUUAGGUUAUGCACAUGUUAUAGAGGAUUCGUUACCCUGCUGUACUUGGUAAUCUAUAAUGUUUGCAUAUCUAAUAUGUGCUAGUAGAUUUUUAACAGAGGUAUGUACUGUAUGUCCCGAUGCAUUUCCACGUGCGCUCCGGGCUCGUGAGGGAAUUCACUCGUUGUACGUCUCCUUUUGAUAUUCUUGAAUGUAAUCUGUCCAGAAUUGAAGGUACUGUAGGUGAAUUAAAACGUGUCUCAGAAA
This is a messenger RNA of Pleuronectes platessa (European plaice), 2041 nucleotides long. It is a transcript of the gene arl3b, whose product is annotated as ADP ribosylation factor like GTPase 3b. Gene Ontology annotation, molecular function: GTP binding; GTPase activity. Gene Ontology annotation, cellular component: cytoplasm; microtubule cytoskeleton. The transcript is spliced from 6 exons. Bases 386 to 994 code for a protein of 202 amino acids. NCBI's taxonomy places the organism in Eukaryota, Metazoa, Chordata, Actinopteri, Pleuronectiformes, Pleuronectidae. The record is from RefSeq and is a predicted model, not a curated record. Gene Ontology annotation, biological process: cilium assembly.